Mus caroli (Ryukyu mouse) is the source of this 1990-nucleotide messenger RNA. The record is from RefSeq and is a predicted model, not a curated record. NCBI's taxonomy places the organism in Eukaryota, Metazoa, Chordata, Mammalia, Rodentia, Muridae.
AGCUGUUUGUGUUUUCCCACAGGAAGAAGACAACCCGUUCUGGCUGCGGAACGACUGACAUGAAGAAUUCUGACACCUGAAGAUGACUCCCGGAUGGAUCCCUUGGAAACUACCUCUAGCCCUCGUGCUGCCUCUAUGGAUUUGGGUUCCUAGUAAAUUUGCUAUGAAAAAGGGACUUUUCAUACAGGACUUUAAAAUGCAUCCUUUUCAUAAAUGGGUACUUUGUGGGAUUAAUGGUAGCUGUACAGAUCUUAAUCCCUUGGUUUUCCUCCAAGGAGGAGCUGCUGGAAAAGCGAUUUUUACUGGUAUUUCAAAAUUUGCUCAGUUUCAUCAAGUUCUGUUACCUGAUAGAACCAUUUAUCAAAAUUCUACUACUGAAAUCACUGGACUUAAUAAGACCCUGAUAAAUCAGAUUAGUUAUUCACCUACUCCAGUUUGUGUGUACACCCCUUUCUUGUUUAUUCUUUCUAACGGUUCCUUUGAAUCCUGUACUAAUGAAACCUGCUGGAUGGCACAAUGCUGGAACCUUAAGUGGGUCAGCCGUGCAAUGCUUGCCAAGAUUCCACGAUGGAUUCCUGUCCCUGUGGAGACUCCUUCCACCGUAGCUUUGCUCAGGCAAAAGCGAGACUUUGGUAUCACUGCAGCUGUUGUGGUGGCAAUGGCUGCCAGUGUGGUGGCACCUACGGCUGCUGGAAUUGCUAUGACAACAUCAGUCCAGUCAAGCACAACUAUCGAGCAGUUGUCCUCCUCUGUGUCAGAGGCGAUUAAUCAACAUUCAGUGCUCAGUGCCCAAUUAAAAGGUGGGCUAAUGAUAGUGAACCAGCGCAUUAAUCUGGUGGAGGAAAGGCUGGAAAUUCUGCUCCGAUUGGCCCAGCUUGGCUGUGAUAAGAAAUCAGGAGCCUUAUGUAUUACUAGUGUCCAAUAUGAAAAUUGGAUGCGUGCAGCUAAUCUAUCUAAAGAAUUGUCUUUGUUUCUUACAGGAAACCGGUCUGAAGGAUUUGAUGAAAAGCUUGAGGCGCUACAUGUAGCAGUGAUGACGAUUAAUUCUACGCGUGUGGAUCCAUCAUUGGUUGAUGGAAUCAAAGGACUUUCUUCCUGGAUGUCUUCUGCAUUCUCACNUUUUAAAGAGUGGGUGGGAGUGGGCCUGUUUGGCGCAACCCUGUGUUGUGGAUUAGUGUUUUUACUAUGGCUGGUUUGCAAACUCAAAUCUCAACAGAGACGUGACAAGGUGGUAAUUGCUCAAGCACUUGCUGCCAUAGAGCAAGGCACCUCUCCUGAUAUUUGGCUAUCCAUGCUCAGGACUUGAUUGGCAUUUGAGUUCUCUGCUCUUACAUUCCACGGAUCUGCGGAUCCAUUGCACUGGAAUGAGAGAGACUCAAUGAUCAUUGAUCAGCUCNUAUACAUCGCUGAGGUUUCCUCAUUGCACGUGAUGGGAUGAGCAUGAUUUAACCGCUAAUUCAUUUUUUGGCUGGCCUCUUUUGUAGAGUUCGCCCUAGGUCAUUUAGCAGUUUCUGUCACACAGUACUGUGGUAUCCAAAGACGGGCAACUUUCCUCAUGCACAGACCAAACUAAGGCACGGGCCGGUGGUGAUAGGGUUUUCCAACAACAGGUAAGGCUGUGACAUUGGAGGAACGACCUAAGACAAGGAGCCACAGUAGAUGGACAUAACUGCAUAGGCCUAGACCAGCCUUGUUUUAUUAUAACUAACAGGGGGAAAUGUGGGAAGCCGUGAUAACAUGUGCCGUCACUAGAUGGCACUAAGCUCCAUUGUGCGCAUGUGCAGGAGCAAAAGCCUGCCAAAGUCACCAGUCCACUCCCCAAGACACAAGUCCAUCCCCUGGGGCAUUAACUAAUCCCUGGGGUGUAUGAGACCGUGGGUGAUGCUAUCAGCCUUAGUUAAGACACGUCACAUUAGGGUAUUUAAGACUCACACGUUUCUGAGCCUUCUUUGUUCUACCUCACGAUUAUGAAUAAAGUGUAACCACGGAA